Molecule: messenger RNA, 1476 nt
Organism: Hordeum vulgare subsp. vulgare (domesticated barley)
Lineage: Eukaryota; Viridiplantae; Streptophyta; Magnoliopsida; Poales; Poaceae
Product: GDSL esterase/lipase At5g45910-like
Exons: 5
Coding region: 105-1277 (390 amino acids)
Molecular function (GO): hydrolase activity, acting on ester bonds
Source: RefSeq, a predicted model, not a curated record
UUUCAGGCCAACUUGAACACCGUCUUCUUCUGCCCAUGUUUCAGCGGCGUUCAUUAGAUAACAAAACAUGCAAUUGUUCCAGUAGUUCCCAUUAAACGUUCAAGAUGCACAAGCUCGUAUGCGCCGCUUUGCUCCCCGUCCUCCUCAUCCUCUGGUGGUCCAAGCCUGCGAUCUCUUCCGCCUCCGGCGGUCCUCGUUACAGGUCCAUCUUCAGCUUUGGCGACUCCUUCGCCGACACGGGCAACAACCCCGCCGUCUUCGGAUGGUAUUCCGUCUUCGACCCCGUCACGCGGCCUCCCUAUGGCACCAGCUUCUUCGGCCGCCCCACCGGUCGCAACGGCGACGGACGGCUCAUCAUCGACUUCAUCGCUGAAAACCUGGGCCUGCCGUAUGUGCCGCCGACCCUGGCGCACAACGGCAGCUUCCGCCGAGGUGCCAACUUCGCCGUCGGAGCCGCCACCGCCCUCGACGCCGGUUUCUUCCACGAAAGAGACAUCCCCGGUGGCGCCAGCAAGUUCCCCCUCAACACCAGCCUAGGCGUGCAGCUCGAGUGGUUCGAGUCCAUGAAGCCUACAUUGUGCCGCACAGCUCGAGAGUGCAAGAAAUUCUUCAGCAGAUCCCUCUUCUUGGUGGGCGAGUUCGGAGUCAACGACUAUCACUUCUCUUUCCAACGGAAAACCGUGCAGGAAGUCAGGUCCUUCGUUCCACAUGUCAUCGCCACCAUCUCCAUCGCCAUCGAGAGGUUGAUCAAGCACGGAGCAAGGAGCCUCGUGGUUCCCGGCGUGAUCCCGUCGGGAUGCUCACCGCCUAUCCUGACCAAGUUUACGAACGCCCCACCGGCAGCAUACAACUCCGAAACCGGCUGUCUGACAGCGCACAACGAGCUCGGGCUGCACCACAACACACUCCUGCAGGCGGAGCUGGACAGGCUCCAGGCGAAGCACCGCAAUGUCAGGAUCAUGUACGCCGAUUUCUUCGGCCCAAUCAUGGAGAUGGUGGAGUCGCCGCACAAGUUCGGUUUUGAAGAGGACGUGCUUAUGGUGUGCUGUGGAGGGCCUGGAAGGUACGGACUGAACUCGACGGUUCCAUGCGGCGAUGCAGCCGCGACGACGUGCCCAUAUCCGUCUUCUCGGCUGUACUGGGACGGCGUCCACCUGACGGAGGCGGCUAACCGGCACGUUGCCGAUGUCUGGCUGGGCGAGAUCAACUCGUUCACAGGAGUCAGCCGCAAGCAGGGUACAAAGGGGCCAUGUCGACUGGGCCGUCACAAAAUAUAGGGGAGGAAACGGUGAUGAACUAAGUGAGCCGAAAUAUAAUUGAAUUUGUCCGGAUGAUAGUUUGAUACACGGCGUCCCCAUGUAAUUUGUGAUGCGAAGGGAUGAAGCUGCAGUGUCGAUCAGCUCCGUGUUACGUUUCUUUCACUGACAUUUAUUUUUUGCAAAAUAUAUGAUCAGUUUCAUGUUUGUGUUUAGGAAA